Molecule: messenger RNA, 1606 nt
Organism: Perca flavescens (yellow perch)
Lineage: Eukaryota; Metazoa; Chordata; Actinopteri; Perciformes; Percidae
Gene: chmp2a
Product: charged multivesicular body protein 2A
Exons: 6
Coding region: 157-819 (220 amino acids)
Biological process (GO): vacuolar transport
Source: RefSeq, a predicted model, not a curated record
GCACGCGAAUAUGUCAUUUCCCGGAAGUGGAACUACCGCAACACGGAAGUCUAGGAAAGAAAACAAAUAAUCGUUCAAAUUUGUGUCGAGUUGUAGUCGGAGAAGACGCCUUAAACACCGUUUAACCUUUAGGACUACCGACGAGCUUUGUACACGAUGGACUUCCUGUUUGGGAAGAGGAAGACCCCGGAGGAGAUGCUGAAGCAGAAUCAGAGGGCGCUCAACCGAGCCAUGAGAGAACUGGACCGAGAGCGAAUGAAACUGGAGCAACAGGAGAAAAAGAUCAUCGCUGACAUCAAGAAAAUGGCCAAACAGGGACAAAUGGACGCCGUCAAGAUCAUGGCCAAGGAUUUGGUUCGCACGCGGCGCUACGUCAAGAAGUUCAUCAUGAUGAAGGCCAACAUUCAGGCCGUCAGUCUAAAGAUACAGACGCUCAAGUCCAACAACAGCAUGGCGCAGGCUAUGAAAGGCGUCACCAAAGCCAUGGCCACCAUGAACAGACAGCUGAAACUGCCUCAGAUUCAGAAAAUCAUGAUGGAGUUUGAACGACAGAGUGAAAUCAUGGACAUGAAAGAGGAGAUGAUGAAUGACGCUAUCGACGAUGCCAUGGGCGAUGAGGAUGAUGAGGAAGAGAGUGACACCAUCGUGUCCCAAGUGUUGGACGAGCUGGGUCUCAAUCUGUCAGAUGAACUGUCAAAUCUUCCGAGCACCGGAGGAAGCCUGUCGGUGGCCGGAGGAAAGAAGCAGGAGCCCCAAGCCGCCCUGGCUGACGCAGACGCCGAUCUGGAGGAGCGGCUGAAUAACCUCCGGAGAGAUUGAACACACAGCGAAGUGUCAGACGCUGUGGCUGGGUUGUUAAUACAGAUACAAACAUACUCAAACGUCUGUGUUUAGAUUCUUUUAAAGGUGUAACUGGCAGAACACUCGCUGUUUCAGCUGUGUGGCUUUCCGUUUGAGGUGUUUUCAUUUUAUGGGUGUAUUAUGUAUUUUAUCAGAAACCUACAAGGGUCAUUAUCCUUCACAGGUCUCACCUCCUUUUAAGACAUUGCCAAAUGACACAAAUUCUCUGAAAAUGUAAAUACUAACUCCUCAAGGCAACAAGUUUUCACAAUUUAAAUUAACACUAAAAACGAAAUGUUUAAAAGAACCCAAAGGAAAGAUGGUAACAGGACAGAAGUGGAUAUUUUAUAUGUCAGCACUUUUUGUACGUCUGGCUGGUUUGGCAUUCUUUGUAUUCUCAUCAUAUAAAAUAUACAGUUUUAGCACUGAUUUAACAUUUUUGAUGACUCGAUUAUGUUUAUUUGAGAGAGUUGACAGUGGGGGAUCAGCUGAAGAUGAUGUACAAAUAGUGUGUAAUCACAACAUCUUUUCAGUUUAAAUUCACGAAUGGGAGGGUUUAUUUUACAAGAAUAUAUAAAGGAAGGAAGAAAGAAAAGUAUGUCGAGCUGACUGCUCACCAGUGGAGCGGCACUCCUGCGUGCUGCCUGGUAACCGUGUCCCAGUGGCGGUUUUGAGAUCGGCUGGAUUUUCACCAAAAUCCUGUCCUGUUUUUUUUUUUUUUUUGCUUUUCUUUAUUCAAUAAACUUUUAUUUCCAGAUUUAUCUAA